Molecule: messenger RNA, 385 nt
Organism: Meloidogyne enterolobii
Lineage: Eukaryota; Metazoa; Nematoda; Chromadorea; Rhabditida; Meloidogynidae
Source: the annotation of a GenBank genome assembly
UUUUGCUUUAAAUGAUUCAAUUACUUCAGUCUGUGCUGGAAUGCUUUCCCAAUGUUUUAAAUUUGGAGGCCGUGCAAUUGCUAUUUUUGGUUAUAUUUGGAUUUGGGAGAAUUUUAGAAUAAUUGAAUUACCUUUAAAUAUUGCUUGGAUUUGGGGAAUUUGUUUAAUUACUCAAGAUUUUGUUUAUUAUUUGGGACAUAGAGCAAUACAUGAGGCCGGCGUUUUUUGGGGAUUACAUACAAUUCACCAUUCUAGCCAAUAUUUUAACUUAUCUACGGCACUUAGACAAGCUGCUAUACAGGCUUGGGAAAUUAUUGAAAAUAAAUAUUUUUUAAAUUUUAUUUUUAGGACGUUGGAUUGGCUGUUUAUGAUAUUUUACAGGUAA